Tupaia belangeri chinensis (Chinese tree shrew) is the source of this 2411-nucleotide messenger RNA. It is a transcript of the gene FAM163B, whose product is annotated as family with sequence similarity 163 member B. Lineage: Eukaryota; Metazoa; Chordata; Mammalia; Scandentia; Tupaiidae. The coding region runs from base 298 to 798 and encodes 166 amino acids. The transcript is spliced from 4 exons. The record is from RefSeq and is a predicted model, not a curated record.
GCCGGCGGGCAGCCCAGCCGUGGCCUGGGCAUGAGCGGCGGCUGCUAGCUGCGCCCUGCCCGGGACGGAACAGCUGCCCGCCCCCGUCACGUGCGCCCAACUCCUCGCCGCGGGGCCAGCGCCGUUCCUAUGGUUCAAGGGACUCUGGCUCCCGUGUUCAGUGCCUCAGCGUGAAACAGACGAGGACUUCUGUCUCCCUAACUCAGGCUGCUCUCUCUGGGAAGGUGGCACACCUGGAAACUCGGCUGGAACUGCAGAGCGCACAAGGACGCAGGCUGUUGAUGGAGAAGGGGGCGGAUGACAGCCGGGACCGUGGUCAUCACCGGGGGCAUCUUGGCGACUGUGAUCCUGCUCUGCAUCAUCGCAGUUCUGUGCUACUGUCGGCUCCAGUACUACUGCUGCAAGAAGGGCGAGUCGGAGGGGGACGAGGAGGAGCCCGACUUCGCGGUGCACUCACACCUGCCCCCGCUGCACUCCAACCGCAACCUCGUGCUGACCAACGGGCCUGCUGCGCUCUACCCAGCCGCCUCCACCUCCUUCAGCCAGAAGUCGCCGCAGGCCCGCACCCUCUGCCGCAGCUGCUCCCACUACGAGCCGCCCACCUUCUUCCUGCAGGAGCCGCCCGAGGACGAGGUGGUGCACAACGGGGGUGAGCUCGUGGCCUACCAAAGCGUGGGCCAGGACGACGCCGAGCCGCCCACUGCGGCCUUUGGAGGCCUGCAGGCGCUCAACCCCAGCCGCCUCUCGGCCAUGCGGGAGGCCUUCUCCCGGAGCCGUAGCAUCAGCACUGACGUGUGAUGGCCCAGGGAGGCCCUGAGCCUGCGACGGCCCCCAUGGUGCCCCGGAGGAGCCCCAAGCCAGGCCCCAGGCUUGGCCAAGCCAUCUUCACUUCCCUGCCUUCGGGAGGGUCCCAGGUUUGGGGAACCCUUGGGCCCACUGCAGGGACAAGGCUCCGUGAACACAGGCGUAGCUACAGGGGUAGGGCCUGGGGCUGGCAGGGAGGCGGGCAUGAUGCCAGCCCAGGCAACGGCUGCAGAGUAAAGGCAGGGCUGGCCAGGGGGCUCCCCGGCUCCCGAGCCCUGGCUCUUGUUUUCUGAUGGUGUUGUGGGGGGGCGCCCCUCUCAGCCCCAGCAGCUCGGCCAUCUCUGACUGGGUGGUCUUGGCUCUGUCCCUCCCGCCCUGGGCCUCAGCCCUCCGACCUGGUCAAGGAAGGAGUGGCCUCAGUGAUGUUGCGGCCUGCGGCCCAGGCCUCCCCGGUGGACCAAGUAUUCUACCUGCCCUGCUCUCAGGCCUCCUUCCUCCUCACCCCCUUCCUCUCUGCCUCCCUGUUCUCUCCCCCUCUUCCAUUCUCCCUCUUCUCCCUCCCUCUCGCUCUCAUUCCUGGCUUCAAGAACCAAGUGUCUGCUCAGGGUCGAAGCCCUGGCUGGGCGGGCCUCCCCACAGAGGGAAGCCUCCCCCAGGAGGAGAAUUUCAGGAGUAGCACCAUCCUUAGUACACUCAGCCCUGCCUGACCUUUUGGGGUGGAGGAGCACAUGGAGGAGAAGGCUGCACCCCUGCCCGCCUGCUCUGGGCAUGUCAGCACUCCUCCCAGACGCACACCGCAUGUCCUCAGCCCUAGCCGUGGAAGGUGGCAGAGGCCAGGAGGGAUAUGAGGCACAGGAGGUUGGGCAGAGCCGGGGCCAGGGGUUCAAAGCCCCCAGCUUAUGAGACUCGGAUGGCCCUUCCUACCACUGGCCUCGGUCUCCCCAUCUUGUGCCCCAGAGGCCCCAUACUCGGGCUUUGCCCAGGGAGGCAGAGCUGCUGGUCGCACCUCCCUGCCUCCUGCUGCUGUGCGGGGUCCAGGAUCGAGACCAGUCCCUGCCCUCUGCCCCCUGCCCCUGGGGCCAGCAUCCGGAGCUCGCUGCCUGCGUGCAAAGACCCCAUCUGGGCCACAAGGCACCAAGCCGGGGGUCCCCAGGCCUUCUCAGCCCCUCUCCACAAGGCACCAAGCCAGGGGUCCCCAGGCCUUCUCAGCCCCUCUCCAGCAGAACUGAGGCCCAGUGGCCACCCUGAACAACACCCCAAGCCCAGGGUACCAGCAGCAGGGAGCAUGGCCCUGCCCCCACACCCCUGGGAAGAGGCAAGUUCCUCCUAUCCUCUCCGGAACUAUCAAAGGGCCUUGGCCGGCUUUGGCCGGAGCCCCAGGGAAGGAGGCCAGACUCCCCAGCAGAGGCACCUUCAGAGACGAGCCUUCCCUGGGCUGCCCCCUCCCCCGCCAGGGCACCCACUCUUCCUGGGAAGCACCUGGGACCAGAGACCACUGCUUGGGGCUUUCUUGAUUUUCCCAUUUUCCCUUUCUCCUCCUGCCUCGGGCCCACCCACACCUCUGCUUCCUGUGUCCCUGGCUCCUUUGUUUCUGACACAUCCUUAGC